GCGCACUCCGGUCCGGCUGCAUCAGCGCCUCUGGGCUUGGGUAGCGCGGCUACUCCAGUGGGCGGAGCUGCGGGGCCCUCUCCUGGCCACGUGACCGGAGCCAACAUGGCGGCGCCCAUCGGCGUCCACCUGCGCGUCCGUGGAGCCAGAACCUGGAAACAACCGUCAACUGAAGAAUGGAUGAAGAAAAUGUGGUACAUAGACACAAUGGAGUACUACUACUCAGCAGAGAAAAACAACGACAGCAUGAAAUUUGCAGGGAAAUGGAUGGAACUAGAAAAUAUCAUCCAGAAAGACCAACAUGGUUGUCAGAGAAUUUUCUCUUCUCCACUCAGUCCUCUCUACUUACACAAGCGGUCAGGCAGUCAACAAAGAAGAAAUUUCUUUUUCUGGAGACAAAGGGAUAUCUCCCACAGUAUAGUUUCGCCGGCCGCAGUUUCUCCUGCACAUCCUGUCCCCAAGCACAUAAAGAAGCCAGACUAUGUGACGACAGGCAUUGUGCCGGACUGGGGAGACAGCAUAGAAGUUAAGAAUGAAGAUCAGAUCCAAGGGCUUCGUGAGGCCUGUCAGCUGGCCCGGCACGUCCUCCUCCUGGCUGGGAAGAGCUUAAAGGUUGACAUGACAACAGAACAGAUAGAUGCGCUAGUUCAUCAGGAAAUCAUCUGUCAUGAUGCCUAUCCCUCACCUCUGGGCUAUGGACGCUUUCCAAAAUCUGUCUGUACCUCUGUAAACAACGUGCUCUGUCAUGGCAUUCCUGACAGCCGACCUCUUCAGGAUGGAGAUAUUAUCAACAUUGAUGUCACGGUCUAUUACAAUGGCUACCAUGGAGACACCUCUGAAACCUUUUUGGUGGGCACUGUGGAUGAAUGUGGUAAGAAGUUAGUAGAGGUUGCCAGGAGGUGCAGAGAUGAAGCAAUCAUGGCUUGCAGACCCGGGGCCCCCUUCUCUGUAAUUGGAAACACCAUCAGCCAUAUAACUCAUCAGAACGGUUUGCAAGUCUGUCCACAUUUUGUGGGACAUGGGAUAGGAUCAUACUUUCAUGGACAUCCAGAAAUUUGGCAUCAUGCAAAUGACAAUGAUCUGACCAUGGAGGCGGGCAUGGCUUUCACAAUAGAGCCAAUCAUCACUGAGGGGUCCCCAGAAUUUAAAGUCAUGGAGGACGAGUGGACUGUGGUCUCACUGGACAACCAAAGGUCCGCACAGUUUGAGCACACAGUCCUCAUCACGUCCAGCGGCGUGGAGAUCCUAACCAAACUGCCUCAAGAAGCCUGAGAAUCUACCAGCAAGGCCACCGAGGCCCAGGGCCCGUUUUCUUUAGGAGACCUCUGAGAACUGAGUUACCAACCACAGGCCACAUAGGAGCCUAUGAUGUCUCAGAGAAAAAUACAUCGAGGACAAGGGCUCUGGGGACUCAGUCUGCGGCCUGCCAUGGCCCCUGAAGAACCACCUCCUGGGCAGGUGGUUUGCCCUUUCCCUGAUUCUAAUUCUGAUUUUCCUGAAAUCUAUUCCAGGUUUUAUCCAAGUUUAAAAAAACAAACAAAAACCAAAAAUAAAACAACAAUAACAACAAAAACCCCAAGACAAAAACCUCUUAAAACCAUUGUGUUCACUCUUUAUAUGUAACAGUUACAGAGGUGGGGGGCAGGUGGUUAGUUUUGGAAUCUCCAAACUUUUAGCAUGCCAGCAGAAAGAAAAAACAGAACCUGUUAGCUGAAAAAAAAAACAUGUUUUAAUCUGCUUUUUCCCCUUGUGGAUCUUAAAUUGGUUGGACCUGAGGGCACUCCCAGAGGCAGCACCUGCUUCCACCCCCUGCCCAGCUUCCUCUUCAUCAAGGUCUGGCCUAGAGAACAUGAGCCAGGAAGCAUUGCCUACAAAUGUUUUCUGGGCGGUGGACCAUAGUUUAGCCUUUCUGAAGAUGUUAGCAGUGCAGACAAGACCUUGCAGACCCCUGAACCUCUUCAUCAGCAACCAGCCAUGCUUGAUCCCCUCCCAGCUGAGACCACCCCCACACUAGGUCAUUUGUUGUGCUGAAAAAUUGAGCCGCAACCCCAUACUUUAGAUGUGUGUCCCCUGAGUUUAGAGCCCAACCAGUCCUUACACUAUCCAACCCCUGGCUGCUGGUCUGGGACAGGCACUCCUCUGUUCCCCUGGGCUAUACAAAUCAGAUAUUCCUGAGACCUCACAGGAUCCCUGAGAGAGGAGACACCAGACACAGUUAAGACAAGGCCCUAGCUGGCCUGGUCCAGAACUGUGAGCUGUAACUACCGGUCAACUUGCCUGCAGCACCUUCUUGCUUCAAAAGCGGAAAUCCAUUCCUGCCUGGAGCAUCUGCUUUCCCUUGUUCUUGGGGAUCUGUUCACAGCUAGCUCCAGAGUGGGCCGGGCUGAGCCUCACAGGAAGUCAAGUCCCCUCUGGGCAUGUUAGAAAGAGCAUGUCUAGAGAGGUCCAGACCUCUAACUGCUAACUCUCGUUUGUGUUCCUGUGGAUGGUAAAGUGGCCAUAGUCUAAACAGAGCUUGGUUGUCAGGGAGCCAAGGACGCGUCUUACAUUUGCCAGGACAUCCACAGGGAGUUAGCUUGACUUUCAGACACCCAGAGCCAUGGAAAAAGGGGUGAGAUACUGAGGACAAGCACUUGGAAAAGUGGUAAAUCCCAGCUCUUCUCUAAACUUGGGAAUCUCUCCAUGUUUUCCAACCCUCCAGAUCAGUUUAUCUCUGUCUAGAGAUUACAGUUGUUUAUGGGAAUGAUUCUAAACCUAGUUUAUUUGAGAGUGAGAAGGAAUGGGGAUUUGUAAGAUCAACUGGCCAACUUUUGAGGUGUUCUGGAAUUAGCCAGGCAGAGGGUCAGAGGAUGGAGCUGUGGCCAUGGAGCAAUUCCUAUUCCCUAGAGAGGAACAGGGCCCAGCUGGCCUUAGGAGCUAUUUGCCAGAGAAUGACUUUCUUAGAGCAAUCAGAUUAGCAUGUAGUGUCUUUAUCUGCAGAUCAGUUUACUCCCGGGUCCCCCUAAGGAUAGUUUUAUUAGGACCACAGGAUUUUACCCACCACUGGGACAAUUAUUGCAGGUGGAGGUAUUUAUGGGGAAGGUAUAUAAUCUGAUUUAGUAAUCUAGGCUGCACUGCUGAAUUCAGCAGCUCUGUAGGAGACAAACUUGAAUUAAAGGAAUUUUGUGUAACAUUCUUUGAAGUUGGGAUUAGGACGCAGGUUUUUUUUAAAAAGAGCCUCGCCUUGUCCACUUCCUCAUCAGUUGGCCAGCUGAACUGACCUGACCGACACCUAGCCCUGAGCCACACCGAUUCCAGCCAGGAAGAAUAAGCUGGCUACCAUCUGAGCUGCUGGGUCCCGAGGUGACUCCAUUGAGUUCUGCUCCCCACCUGGAAUCUUCAAGACCAAUGCGAAAUUCUAAUUUCCUUUCAUACUUGGGCAGGAAAAGGUCUAAGCAUUUUAGAACAGGUGUCGCCUUAGAGUUGGGACACUUGGGACACUCUGGGCUCACCGGGUAGCUAUAAGAUCUCACUUCAGGAAGCUAAGUGAGGCGUGUGCACUCUUCCAGGGGCCCUGCUUAGCUUUUCCCUAGACUUGCUUUCUUCCUCGUAUCAGGAAAUAAUUCUGGAGUGUGCUCCCUCACAAUUCAGUUCUAAAUUAUGCCAGUCUCUGAAACCCUAUCGAGCCAGUCGGUCGUUUGUUCCCAGAAGCCAGCCUGGUCUCCUGCUCUGCUAAGUGGAAGGACAGAGCACCUCGUAGUCCCGUCUCUCCGGUUACCCAACCCAGCAAGUCUCUGGGAUAAACUGGCCCUGGGCAGUCUGGCCUUCGUAUGUCCUCUGGCCUUUCACUAAAUUCCAAGAGACACCAGUCUAGUUUCCCCCAGUCCCAACCUCGACCCCGGCACACACCGCAGCGAUCACUUACG
Molecule: messenger RNA, 3905 nt
Organism: Peromyscus californicus insignis
Lineage: Eukaryota; Metazoa; Chordata; Mammalia; Rodentia; Cricetidae
Gene: Metap1d
Product: methionyl aminopeptidase type 1D, mitochondrial
Exons: 11
Coding region: 106-1272 (388 amino acids)
Biological process (GO): proteolysis
Molecular function (GO): metalloaminopeptidase activity
Source: RefSeq, a predicted model, not a curated record